Messenger RNA from Armigeres subalbatus, 8711 nucleotides. It is a transcript of the gene HDAC4, whose product is annotated as histone deacetylase 4. The coding region runs from base 1201 to 4566 and encodes 1121 amino acids. Gene Ontology annotation, molecular function: transcription factor binding; histone deacetylase activity. The record is from RefSeq and is a predicted model, not a curated record. Gene Ontology annotation, cellular component: histone deacetylase complex. NCBI's taxonomy places the organism in Eukaryota, Metazoa, Arthropoda, Insecta, Diptera, Culicidae. Gene Ontology annotation, biological process: negative regulation of transcription by RNA polymerase II. The transcript is spliced from 13 exons.
CAGUCUCGAGAGUUAUUUCGCGCUGAGUGGACGUGUUUUUUCUGUAGUGUUGCGUUUAGCGCAAGUUGAAAGCCCAAAAGAGUUAUCUACACACAGCGCAGUCAGAGUGUAGUGUGGUGAAGUACCGUGCCGCGUCGUGCGUCCGUCACCCGAACCAACCGCUAUUAUCAUCCCCGGACGCCGCUUCUUGCCUGAUAUCAUCGUCGUUACCCGUUUCCGCCGACGUCGCUCUACUGUUUGCGCGGUUCGGUUUUUGUUAGAACAGUUUCUGCAUUACAACAAACUGUCUUUUUUGCAUUGCGAAUUAGGAAGUGAGGAUAAAACGAGUAGAAGGUGAGCGGUCGAAACAGGGUGGUCAGAAGAAUAAGGUGAAAGGUUUGAGUUGUCGCGUCGCGUUUGAUUUAUGGUUUCAAGCUUUUUUUUUGUUCCCUCUAUGACUGUACGGGCACUCUAAUCGAGGAGAAAAGUUUUUCGAGGGUUAUUUUGACGCAAUCUGAACGGUGUGCUGAGAGCGAUCCGUGACUCGGUGCGAGAGAAAAGUGAUAAAUAUGUGGGAACCAGUUCGAAAGUCGUUUCGCGAAGGCUCAUAAAAAAGAACAAGUCGCGAUCGACGACUGGAAAUUCGUAAAUCACGCAUACAAUUUCGGGGACGAGAAACGUUUUGCUGAAUGUGAAAGAGAUAUCGGUGAGUGUGCAGAAAAAAAAGUGAGAAAGUUUUGAAAGUCGAUUCGGCAGAGGUAGCCGCCGUACGGGAGAAUGCUUGAAUCGAUUCAUGUUUGUGAUUUUUAAUUGGAAUUCCGAAGAGAUUAUUUCCCGUCGAGAGAAGAAACAUCUGUGAACGACAAGAUAAAGAGAGUGCGUAAUCAAUUCGUCGCCGGGUAGCACCCGGAGCUUGUUUAUUGUUUACCGAAAGUGAAACAAUAAAUCCAAUCAAGAAAAAAGAGAGAAGAAGAAAAGUGUAUCAUCACUGAUAAAGUCGGUCAACCGUGCUACAGUUCGCUAUUUUGUAAACAACAACAACAACAACAACCCACCGACAUCAUGUGUCAAGCUGUUACCGUUGUGGAAUAAAAGCGUGUCGGGGACAUUUUUGAACCGUUUGCAUCGUCUUCGUCGCCAAUCGCAACCUUGGUGGAUCCCUUCGCUGCUGACGCUGGCGUCCCGCCCGGCGUAAUUUAUCGUGGUUCGAGCGGACAAGAGAUGCACAUUUUAAGACCUGAAAUGGCACGCGACUCGACAAUGGGACGCGAUCGUGUACUGGCGGUGCCCAGUACCGGGAUUGCGCUGGAAACCCCCUCCACAUCACAGUUAUCGGCUGGACCGACUGACAUCAAUCAACAGAUAUUGGAGCUCCGCAAAGAGCAGGAACUCCAGAAGCAGAAGCUAUGGCAUGCCUUCCAGGAGAAGAACAAGGAACUGGAGCUGCAGCACCGCCAACAGCUGGAACACAAGUUUCAGGUAGUUUCCGAACUGCGUGAUCAGCGCCUGGCGGAGGAAGCCGCCCAGCAACGGGAGAGGCGAGAGCGCGAAGCGAUGAAGCGCAAGGAGAAGCAGGACUUCAGCGCGAACGCCAGCUCCGAGGUGAAACAGAAGCUGCAGACGUUUCUAAUCCAGAAGAAGCAAGCGGCGGCCUCGAACGGUAUGAACUCUCCAUCGUCCUAUCGGAAUUGGGGCGUCGUUAAAUCCUCGUCCGGAGAGUCGAUACCGGCCGGUGCCGUGGCGAGUAGUUCCCAUCCGUACAAAAUACCUCCGCCGCCACCCUCAUCGAUGGCCAAGUACGACUCGGACUUUCCACUGCGGAAAACAGCUUCCGAGUCCAAUCUGCUGAAAAUCCGCAUCAAGCAACGGGUAAUCGAGAAACGUGCCAUGACCGGACCGCUGGCAGCCGCCCGACGCCAAGAACGCCUACAGCAAGCCGCCCAUCGACGAAUGCAGCAGAAGCAGGCUCAGCUCGCCGGCAGCGGCCAGCACCCUCCCGGCCAACCGCCAACUCAUCCGCACCUCGCGACGCUGGCCGCCCAGCACCCCUCAAACUGCGCUGGUGGAACACCCGACUCCGGUCCGAAUUCGCCGCCCGCCCUGGGCAGCCGCGGCUCACCUUCGAAUGCUCCAAUCCAGGAAGAGAACGAAGACCCACAAUACGGCCCCGGUGGCCGAUCCAGCAUUAAUGACUUAGCGUUGUUCAGCUCACCCUCGAUGCCGAAUAUUUCGCUCGGUAGGCCGCACCUUGCUGAUCCGCACCCCGCCAAUCAUAUUUCCAUGGUACCGCUGAGACCUCACCAGAUGGUGGCUGCUGGCCAGCCACCUCAACUGUCCCAUCAUCCGCCGCCGCCCUUCGUCGGACACCCGGCGAUGUUUGAACAACUGACGGAGCAGCAGCUGCAGGCGGCUGCUGCGGCGGCAACCGCGGCAGCUGCCGCAGCCGCUAGCGGCCUAUCGAUAAACCCGACACACCUCGGCGGUAUUCAUUCCGGCGUUCCGCCGGUUUACGGACACCCAAUUACAGAUGCCCAGGUGGCGCAGGCACGGCUGCACAAACAAGGCCAUCGACCGCUCGGUCGAACACAAUCCGCACCUCUUCCCCUUGGUCAUCCCAUGCUGACUGGUACCGGCAGCAGCGUCGUCAACAUCGGUCAAACUCAUUACGAAAACAGUGAUGCCGAACGCCAAGCGUACGAGCAGCAUCUUCUUAUGAAGCAAAAAAUCCGACAAACGGCGCUGAAUCGAGCCAACUGCGUUCGGGAGCCGCAACUCAAAGAGGAGGUCGAAUCCGGCGAGGUGAUCGACCUUACCGACAAAAAGCAACCUCCCAAAACCACGGUCAUAACCUCGAACAGUGUCAUCAAGAGCACCUCCCACACCACUCUGCUGCGGGAUACGGCGGAGAGCUUACAGCAGCAACAACACGUGGAAUUCCUACAGGUCCAAGCAAUGAUGCGGCACUCGAUGCAGAUGGGCAUGAUGGAAGAUCCCUACAAUCGAUCUCUGUUACGGCCUCUCUCACGAACCUCAUCCUCUCCGCUGGUCCACCUGGGAACUCCGGCGAGCAGUAACCACCCGGUGGCUCUCUCCGAUACCGGCCAAGAUGACAUUCCUCCUCCCGUGAACCUCACCGUGCAAAACCGGAGCCGAUCGAUGCUCAGCUACACCAACGAAGGACUCACCAGCCCCGGCCCGCUUCAGUUGACCACUUCUUCCUCGGCUUCGGCCAUCCCCUUCCGGUUAGUACAGCAAAAUGGGAAGCCAACCACUGGUCUGGCUUUUGACAGUCUCAUGUUGAAGCACACUUGCGUGUGUGGGGACAACGCCGCCCAUCCGGAACACAGCGGUCGACUGCAGAGCAUUUGGGCUCGGCUGAUAGAGACGGGAUUGGCAUCGCGGUGCGAUAAACUUCGUUCCCGCAAGGCGACCCAGGAAGAACUGCAAUCCGUACACUCAGAAGCGCAUUCCCUCCUUUUCGGUACGAAUCAGAUAAACCGCCAGAAGGUGGACGCCAGCGGGGUUAGCUUUGUCCGAUUAGGGUGCGGCGGCGUCGGUGUAGAUCUGGACACCACCUGGAAUGAGCACCACACGGCAGCCGCUGCCCGUAUGGCUGCGGGGUGUGUAAUAGAUUUGUCUUAUAAGGCCGCUAAAGGUGAAAUUCGAAACGGGUUUGCGGUGGUACGUCCUCCGGGUCAUCAUGCGGAACCCAACGCCGCCAUGGGUUUCUGUUUCUUCAACUCCAUAGCAAUCGCGGCCAAAUUGCUUCGGCAGCGACUAUCGUCGGAGAUCCAACGGGUAUUGGUAGUGGACUGGGAUGUCCACCACGGAAACGGUACCCAACAGGUGUUCUACGACGAUCCUAGCGUACUGUAUUUGUCCAUUCAUCGGCACGACGAUGGAAACUUCUUCCCCGGAACGGGAGGACCAACCGAGUGCGGAGCUGGUCCCGGGUUAGGUUUCAACGUGAACAUUGCCUGGUCCGGUGGUUUGAAUCCACCUCUUGGGGAUGCGGAAUAUCUGGCUGCUUUCCGAACGAUUGUAAUGCCGAUUGCGCGGGAAUUCAGGCCGGACAUUGUGCUGGUGUCGGCGGGAUUCGACGCGGCGUUUGGCCAUCCGGCACCAUUGGGCGGUUACAUGGUGUCACCGGCUUGCUUUGGGUACCUGACGCGGGAGCUGAUGAAACUGGCCGACGGGAAGGUUAUUCUGGCCUUGGAAGGUGGCUACGACCUACCAGCCAUCUGCGAUUCCGCGCAAGAGUGCGUCCGAGCUUUGCUGGGAGACGAUCUGGCGCCGAUUACGGCGACAGAACUGUCCCGCCCACCGUGUCAGACGGCAAUCGAGACACUGCAGAAAACGAUCGCCAUUCAAAUGACGCAUUGGCCCUGCGUGAAGAGACUGGCCCACACCGUUGUUUUCUCCGCGAUGCAGGCUGUGAGUGAAGCCGCGGCGAUGGGUGGUCCCGACCGGGAGGAAUCCGACACGGUGACGGCGAUGGCCGGACUGUCGAUGCAGCCGCCUAAUAGAACGUCCGACAUAUCCCGCGAGGACUCGGAGGAACCGAUGGAUCAGGACGAAUCGAAAUAAGUUUCGGAGGGAGAAGAACCACGAAAUCGAAUCUAGAACGAACCGGGGCCGGCCAUGCCUGGUCGCCAUUUUGCACAGUGCAGACGGUUAUUGUUGCGUCAUAGCCGCCACGGCUGGCGUGUGUUUGUGGAUCCGCGUAAGUGAGCAUUUUGUUACGAGCUGCGACAAUUCGGUAACUGCUACCGUGAUGGUCGAGGAGGAGAGGAUUUUGGAGCCGUAUUUGAAGGCCGGGAAGUUGUAUUGUAGCUAGGAGUAGUCUAUUUACGAAUGGAACGAAUAUGUUUGAAAGUGAGGAGUGAAGGCGGCGAUUUGUGGUGAGGAGAGAGGCUCUAAGAUGGUAUUUUUGGGAACGGUUCAACAGGUAGAAUAUCAAAUCGGUGCUUUCAUUUUGACGAAUGACACAGAGAUAGUGAGAGACGGAAUAAGAACUCAAUUUCUUAGCAGGCAGGGACUUUUGCGUGUUCGUGUGGUUGGUUACGGAAAAUCAACUAAUCAAGUCGUGUUUUAGGGUCAAAGAGGUAUGUUUUAAAGACUAAGACGAUGAGAGGAAAAUUGGCGAUGGUGCAAGUUUUUUUUUGUCCAGGACAGUUUUUGGAACUUCCGAUUUGUUAUUGUUUAGAGUGUCAUCACUACGACAGGUUCACAAUGCACCGAACUAAAUCGAUGUUUUAUUUUGAAAUGGAUCUUCGACUAACAAUUUUUAGUACAAUCGUCGAAACCAUCGCCAAUUGUCGAUGUGGAUUGUUUAUUUUGUGGUAUAGAUAUCAGAAUAUUUAGCUGUUAGAAACAGAUGAGAAAUUGGCAGGUGAUAACGAUGUGAAUGUAGUACACAAACACAAAACAGAAUAUUUCCGUUUUUCGUUCAUCGUUCGUUGUUGGUGGUGAUAUAAAAUAAUAGAUCCAACCCGGAUAAUAGCAGUGGACUGUACCGCUUAACUCAGUAUAGAUGUGUGACGAUGGAUAUAAGAGAAAGCUAUGUUCAAAUAAAUCCACCAUAGAGCAACAAUUCAUAUUGUAUAAGAAUCAAAUCAGAUAUGCGAUGCUAUGCAAGAGAAGUACGUUUGUUUUACAAAAUGCAACAAAGUGGUAAUUACAAAGUAAUUUUUACAACAAAAAUUGUCAACCUACCUAACCGGUGGGAACAGUUUUCUUUUAUACUUGUACUAAAAAACUAAUUUUUGUGCAUAUUUUUACGAAUUUUUCCACACUUUAACGAAAGUUACCCCGUUAGUGAGUACUAAAUAGAUAAUCCUUCCAUAACCAGCAAAACAUAACCUUAAUAAGCUAAAUAUUAAAGUUUAUUCCACAAUCGCAAGCAUAUAUCGAAUUCCUAACCAAAAUAACUGAAAGAGAUUUGGGACGUUUUAAAAACGAAAUUAUUGCUCAACCUAAAAAAGCACAUACACUCACACACAUUUACACACAAUCGCACUGAUACAAUAUGGCUUGAAACGCCCCUUGUAGUAGAACGCGCGCCCACACUGGCACAAAUAUUACAACCAAAACCAAAUGAAUUGACUGCUGCCAUCAAACAAUAACCUUUGAAACCUUUAACAAGAUAAAAAAAAUCACAAACGGAAUAAGCGAUAAUUAAAGCGAAACGCUGAAAACGAAGUGCGAAGGCAUCUUUUCGAAAAGGCGAUAGCGAGUUAGCAAAGUGCGCUCCAAAGCAAACAUUUAUAGUGAAUAUUAAAAGAAUUUUUGAACAGAACAAAGUUUAUCUUUAAUAAGUGUUGAGUGACCUUAAUGUAUACCAACGAAGAAAAAAUAGUAUCACAUAUAUAAGAGAGAGUAUAAAAAAUUAGGUGAAAAUUUUUGCUGAAAUCAAUCUAAAAAUAUAUAUUUAAAAAAAGCUUUCGAACAAUAACAGUUUGAACGUUAGUAUGCUACCAUUUUCAAGCAGAGAUGCCGCGUACGUUUAUCGAAUAGCACACCUACUCAGACUCACACAUACACACUAACACACUUGCAAGCACCUACAAUCAUACGAGAACGGCUGCGUAAAGCAGCAGUUCUUCAAUUCCGCGCUUUUGGGUGAACAAAAAAAUCCUUACGAUUACUUUUUGACUGGUUCAAAAUUUUAAUACUGAUUCUUUGUGGUUGCGAUAAAUGUCCACCAACUACAUUCGUAUUGAUUGAAUCAAUAAAUUUCACUCGACGAUUAGUAACGAACCAUAGUUCAAAACAUACGAGCGUACAUAUUGUCUCAUUUUGUACUAAAACCCGAUUUUGGAUCUAGUUUGUAGUUUGAAACGUUUUUCACCGCCGUUCCAUUCGCCGAGCCGAGUGCUGGUCACUGUCGGUUUCGUUUUGGGAUGUCCAACCGUUGAACAAUCACCUAUGGGUAUCGUUUUCCUUCAGUUCUGUGACGUACUGCACCGAGAGAGCGAGUUCUACUAAAACUCCUAGUAGUAGUAGGGACUUCCUGGUGUGAGAUGUGAUAUUGUUUAUCUAUUAUCGAGCAUUUUUUUUGUAUUCGUUAAAGUUAUUCUUUUAUGGGAACCUUUUCUCUUUCCUUGGCAGACCCUUUUAUUGACGAGCAACUUAACCGCUUCUCUACAGCCGUUUUUUCGGAAGUGGUUCAGGAUCUCACUUUAAAACACAAUUGACAACACACAAACACAUGUGAAACAAAUGCCGAAUGGUGAAACAUUUGAAGAAAAUGAUAACGAAUCAAUACGCUUUUGUUGUACUAAACAAACAAGUAAAAAAAAUAAAGUUUAAGCAGAGAAAUCUAGGAAAAUGCAAACAAAUCACCUCAACAAGAAAAGGAAACUCAUAUUUAAAUGAAAAGAAAACAAAAGUGGUUAGAAACACAGAAAAAAACUGAGCCAACAUUAAAAUAAUACAUUCCUCUUUUAAAGAAAGAAAAAUAAUUUAUAUUUAAACGAAAAAGGAUUAGGACGUACGUGUUAAGAAUUGAACGAUUUGUGUUGUGCUUCACAGCAAACACAUACACACAUACAUUUACAAAUGUUUCUAUGUUUAGUUUUAGGAGUCACUUGAAAAAGGUCUCGCGUCUGUAAAUAAUUUAAUUUAAAUUUAAAAUAAAAGCAAAUUGAACUGGUUUCCUUGUACUAAAAGUCCUUCAGCUAUGUUUAGCGGAUUAUGUUAUCUAAAUGUAAUGUUUAUCUAGGUUAAUUAAUGGUAAACUUUCCCCGCCCACAACAAACUUCCCCACUCUUUUAUUGAUAGCACUGUUUCUCAAGAUAGAAAAAGAAAGACUCGUUUUAUUUUAUAAAACUGUUGCUGUUUUGUUUCCUUGUACUAAACGCAGAGUUUAUUGUUUUUUUUUCUGUUUAUCCUUUUUUGUAACACCGAACGGACCCAUAUUGAAAUAUAUUUUGAAUCAACUACGAAUAGCUAGUUCAAUUUACAAUACAAACAAAAUAAAAACAAGUGGAAAAUCUGAAGUGCAAAACGAUAAUUGUGAAACAUGUCAAGAGAAGAAUAUUUUUAGAAUGAAAAUAGCGAAACAGAUGGUUAUUUGAAGAAGGAAUAAACACCCUCUAGAUAGGAUUAAAAAGAAAGACGUAAAGAACAGAAAGCUGUCAGGCGCAAAUCCGAACUAAUCAACGAGAUUCAUUUUAAAAAUGAAUAGUUUAUGAAUUUAGUACCAGGUUAUAAACAGAGAAUUUAUUUUUUUGUAUCAGUCUCCUCCACGUGGUCGUUCGCUCUCGUUUUUCCUUCUUUUCCGUCGCAUCGCUGUUUAAUUAGUACACUCCAUCCAACUUGAAUACUUGUAUGUACGCAGUUGAACUUGAAAAUUCACUUACCAAACAAUUGGUCGGAUUGAUGCGUUGGAAUCAAGGAAGGGAGAGGGAGAGAGCUGAUUAAUCGAAACGGAUCUUGAAAAACAAAAUGUUAAAAAAAAGAAGACCAAGUCUUGUUUUAUUUAUUCUGAUAGUUUUUUGGAACGCACCCAAGAACACUAUUGGUGCAGAGGAUCGCGCGCAUAUUUAUCGUACAUGAUGUCGUUGUUUGUGAAACACAUACACACACGCGCUUAAAGAAUAAAAGAGUACAGAAAACAAAACAAAAACAAAGAGAAAAAACAGUGAAAGAGAAACAGACAGAGGACAAAAAAAAACUAUUGAUCGUUUUGUGUUACACGGAAAAUUAAUAUAAAUAUAUGAUGAAAUGAA